GUUUACUUCUCACACAGUACGGACAUUUUCUUUCGUAUGAUGAGGCACCUCUACUCUGUCAGCCGGUCAGAGGCAUCCCGGUCGGCCAACAGUAGUCAGUGCUAGUCCAGAAGUAAGGAAGGUUACGUUGCAUCUCUACAAAGCAGAGACGUUAACCGGAAGAACUGGUUUUGCUUUCAUCUUCUUCCAACUCACAAGGGCUUGUGGGAAGGGAAGGUUGAACCCCCUAAAGGCAGACCUGACCGCAAUGCCGUCACAAACAAGAGAUGUGUGUCAGGAACCGAUUGUGACUCUCUUUUGUCAUUCCGAAGACACAUCUGCUUCAACAUCGUGUUGCUGAAUUGCGACACACUGCUGACAUAACAGCAGUGGAUCAUUUCUGAAGGAAAUCCAGCCAGUUCGGCACGGCUCCUUUCACCAGCAACAAGAUGGGGAGUGCAACACAGCAGUAUUGUCUGAGGUGGAACAACCAUCGAUCCAAUUUGCUUGCUGUGUUUGACGAGCUCCUCCGCAAUGAAGCAUUUACAGAUGUGACACUGGCUUGUGAGGGUGGUACUUCUGUCAAGUGCCACAAGAUGGUAUUGGCAGCAUGCUCAUCCUAUUUCCAGUCCCUUUUCACAGAGCUCCCAUGUAGGCAUCCUGUUGUAGUGCUCAAAGAUGUAAAAUAUUCUGAGAUGAAGGCGAUCCUUGAGUACAUGUAUCGCGGAGAGGUGAACGUUGCUCAGGACCAGUUGGCUGCAUUGCUCAAGGUUGCUGAAGCACUGAAAGUUAAAGGUCUUGUGGAGGAGACAGGGCCCCUGUCUCACACGAAUCCUCCCAAAGAUCCUGCUGACCAACAUCUGCAAUCUCACCAACAGCAACAUCAGCAUCAACUUGAAAGACACAGAGAUGAUGACCCCUCUUCUGCCCACUCUCCUCCUAGCAUUAGUACCUCCACAGCAAAUAUGUCCCCUCUUCCACACAGUAGCAGCAAUAUUUCACCACCCCACUCAUCAGGCAUGCCAGGUCCUCCAUUUGAAAAGAACCCGUAUAAUCUUUAUGGAAAGUCUCCUGUGAUGGAGCGUGGGAGCUCAAGAAUGAGCCUCCCAAUGUGGGCCAUGCCAGGGUUGCCACUCCCCCACCAUCCAUCCCCAGUUCCAGCGCCUAGCCAUCCUCAUGCAGCUGCUGCUGCUGCCAUGCUUAACAGUUGCUAUGAGGCAGCUGGCACGGCAGACAUGUCCCCAUUGAAACGGAAGAAACUUCAGGGUCUGUUGAUGAGCAGGGAUACACCAAUUUUGCGCACAGUACUGGGACAGGGACAGCAGGGGCAACAAGUUUCACAGGGACAAGCAGAAUCCUCUCAGCCCAUGUCCCUCGUCUGUCAGCCGGAUAGUCAUAAUGAACGCAUCCAUUCCAAUGGAUCUGCGCAUGAUACAGAAAAGAAUUUGAAAAUGGAACCGUCAUUAGACGAGGCGCGUUCCCCAUUCACUGAUAUCUCCAUAAUGGAUGAGGAAACAAGUGAAAAGAAUAACAAGGUAAUGCUGUCUCAGUCCUUCCCAGGCGAUGUCCGAGGUGUAUCAUCUGGCAUUGCAACGUAUGUGCCGACACAGAAGCCGGAAUGGAAGCGGUACAAGCAGUAUACAAGAAAUGACAUACUUUCUGCUAUUGAGGCAGUUCGCAAUGGAAUGUCUGCUCUCCAAGCUUCUCGGAAAUAUGGUGUUCCUAGCCGAACACUGUAUGACAAAGUGAAAAAAAUGGGAAUCACUACAAGCCGACCAUUCAACAAGCGUGGUUCCAAUGUGAGUGCUGGAGGGAGUAGUUACUUCCCCUAUAGCAGUAGUGGGGGUAACGGUGGAGUAGGGAGUAAUUCCUUGGGAGGUGUGUUUGCUGUGGGUGGAGGAGGAAUGUCUGAAGGAGAAGAGCAAGUGGUGAAUCCAUCUCCAAGUGGCGCAAUUAUGGAGCCAUUGUUCCUGCAACAUGCACUAGAUGGAAUGAAGCGUGAACUUGGUGACCGGGAAACCAUGGUUGCCAUGGCUGCAGCAGCUGCUCAUGCAGCAUCAUCGGCUAGAAGUGGAAACUCAUCGUCGAGUCCAGGGGAGAAUGGCAAUGGUCAUUCACCGAGCCCAAGUCCAAGUCUAAUAAAGUACAUACGUAGCCACAAUAGUUUGACUCCAAGUCCAGCAGCUGCAAGCAAUGAACUGCUUAUCCCCAGCAGUGGUAAUGAUGGAAUAGAAGAUGAAGAGGAUCAAGUGGAAGACUUGUCAGUCAGUCGGAAACCUGAACCGAUGCGUGUUAUCAUGCCUCCAAUGAACCCUACAGUUGCAUCUGCAUCCAAAAAGGAAGACAUGCAUGAAGAUGAUGUUCGGGAACAUUGUACCUCUGAUGAGUCGCGUAAUACAUCUAUGGAAAUGGCAGAAAGGGACUGAAACAGGGAUGUAUAUAACUUGUUAAAUGAAGCAGAAUUUGCAUGCACUUGAAUAGAAUUAUUAAAAAUCUUUCAAGUACAUGUUCCUCUUAUGUUUCCAAUGGUGCAGUGGAAACAUAUGCCAUAGUUUUAUCAGUCUGUCUAAAGACAUGAAAACUCUUGCGAACGUUCUUAAAUUCAAGUCUUAUAUCUACUGCCUAGCAGAAUUAUGGUCCUUGAGGAUAAAUUUAAUUAAGACUGUAUUGGUUUCAGUUGUCAUCUGAAAAUUUUUAGAAAUGCAUGAAACUUUACCACUUAUACUCAGUUAUUUAUCCUUUCUUCUGUGUGGCUGAAGGCAUACGAUUUAUGCAGUUUGAAGAGCUCGGUACUUCCAUAUAAUAAUGCCAUCAGGUGAAACCUACUGAUUUGUGCCCAGCCAGAUAGGGACCACCUCUGUCAGCUGGGCCCAACUGAGUAGAUUUCACCUUAAGACAGAGACAGGAUCCAGUCUCCAAAAUUUUGUAUAUUUUAAAUAAAUAGAGGAUGAUGGAUAAUGACCAGAAACACAAUAAUUGUAUUCAUUUAACAUCAUCACAAAUUUGAGGACAAGUAUGUUUAUUGAUUUGACAAUGCAAGGUGCCACACAGGCACUGUUGAAGGUGGGAAAUAUACAUAAUAUUACUGCAGCCAUUCUGCAGUUAUGUGAGUUAAGUAAUUCAGACAAUAGCAAGAGUUUUCUGUAUUAAAUCCGCAUGUUACAGCACAUUAAGAGAGUUGUAGCAUAGUCAUUGUAGCAUGCAAGUCCUGCUUCCAAACCACAUAAUACAUGUUCAGCACAAACCAAACACUUCACUACCUCACUUCAACAGCCACCGUGUUCUCUUGACUGGAAUGGGAUGAAGCAUUGUCUUGUCUCAUUUCAUUCAAGUUCUGCACUGACAGUAUAUUCUCUGAAGACUGCCAUAUUUUUUAUUAUUAAAAUAGUAGCAAUUUUCAGUUUUAUUAUAUUUACCGUUUUUACACAUUAUAUUUAUAUACAACGUUUAAAGACUGUUUUUGUGCAACUGUGAAUUCAGUGCAAUAUUAUUUAUGUUGAUUGCUUGUAAGAAGUUUAUGAGAAAUUGUCCACACUCUUAGCAGUUGGGAGGAAAAUCCAACUUUGCGUUUUCUUUUCAGUUUUUUCCAGUGAUAUUUAUAAUUCCUUCUAAGUGACUUGGAAAUGCUGCUAGAAAAGUAGGUAUAUAUGUAACACAUUUUCAGUUUUCCUAUUGUACUUCAUUGUGAGGAAAUUGUGAUUCUUUAUAGAUUUGGCAACCAGGGUAGUGCUUUGUUCUUUAUCUACAUAGUUGUUUGAGAUUUCACGCCUGAAAAUAAUUUGUUAUUGGUGAUUUCCUUUAAUCCUAAAAUUUAUUUUCAAACUGGGAUUAUGAGAUGAAGUCAUCUUAAAAUUGGAAACUCUGAUAAGAGCCACAGUUAAAGGCAUAUCAGCAUCUAGCAAUGACCACUGCACCUGCACAGUGUGAAUGCCUGAUCAGCACAUAAUUGUCUUUUAUGGUGAAACAAAGUUGGAAUCCUACUAGCUUGAGGAGGGACCAUAAUAAUGUAAGACUUAUACGUAUCAUGUGUAAUGUUAAAAUGUUCCUUUUAGUAUGAGGGAAUACAAAUUAUAAGACUGAGAAAACACAUUACUGUAUUGUACACUGUAGUUCAUAGUUCUGGCCAUAAGGUGGAGUUGGAGUCACAUUGGAAAUUCAGUGUUAAGGCAGGCAUGAAUAUCAGUCUCUCAAAUUAUUUUGCUAAAUGAAUGUGCUUAGUACUAAUGUAUUUUGUACUUCUCAGACCACUGAUACAACAGUAUUACAAUAUCUUGAAGCAGAAACAUUUUUGGAAACAAGUGAAAACAGUGGAGACAGUGGUCAUGCCUGGACUCUUUUUCUCAUUUGAUUACUGAAAUGCAGUCUCAUAUCUUGACAGAAAUUAUUCGGUUUACAUGCAGGUCCUUCAUACACUGUUUACUUCCUUCAUUUGUUAAGUCCACAUAAGAAUCUGAAAAAUUGUAACUGAGGGAGCAAGGGUAAGUACAUAACAUUAAUAAUACUGGAGCAAAGAAGUGUUUCACUUGUCAUACUAUUUUAAUGAAAUGCUGUAUUGUUUGUAUAUAUAAGCUGCCCAGAACUGAGAGAAAUGGUACAGGUUACUGGCCCCAGUUGCUCUUCCUAAUAAAAAAGUUUUUCCAUUGUGAUUCCACUUCAGAGGUGUGGCCAUCCAAACUCCUUGUUUGCUGGGGUUUGAUCUGAUGAGACUGACUUCAUUAUUGUAUUGCUCUUGUCACUUGCUCUUUUUGCUGUGGAGAAUAUAAGGCUUGUAGGGACAAGUUUCUUUUCAAGGAUACGAUGGGAUUCGCAGAGAGAUGUGCUAGGGUCGAUGCAAUUUUGGCAAAUGUCCAUGCAUCUUGGUUAUCUUAAGCUGUGUGGUAUGACAACCAGUAUCCAAGAAUAACUACUAUGACAGAUAUUUGCUGCAUUUUACAGAAGGAGCUCGAAAAGCAGGAAGUGUGCAUGGAAAGAAAAUUUUAUAGCUUGUAAAUAGAUGAUAACAUGUAGAUUUUCCCAUGAAUAGAAGUGUACAAGCUAAAUAAGGUGAAUGAUUGAAUGAAAGGUGCACCAAGACACGAGUGAAGCAGCUUAGUUCUUUCCACCAUGUGCAAUUUUUGGAACGUGUUGUGUAACUUGUUUGUGCACUACCAGUUGUGUCACAGACGCAGCACUUCUCCAAACAUUUUAUGUUUUGUUUUUAUGAAAGUGUUAUUUCUGCUUGCAUCAACAGUGCAAAUUCAGCAUCCAUACAGAUCUCAUACACAUGUGUUUGUGUUCCAAUCUACCUCAUUGACUACCAUUAAGCUCCAUAUGAGUGAACGACUGCAACAGGUUGAAGAUACGUAAUAUAUAUAUAAAUAUAAUCUACUGUAUAAUCCAUAUUAAAUGAUUUGAAGAACUCAAGGUUUUUGUACAUAGUUAACAUUUUGAUACCACUAAUAUGUCAGACUGUUUACAGAAUAUCAUCAAAAUAGAUAUAGUAAUGUUGCCUACUGUUUGUUACUUUCCUGUGGCACUUAAUGUUGAGUGAUACAAGUAAACAUUGUUCAGACAUAACAGGUUCCUAACAUGGCCUUAGUAUCAUACUCCAUUGUCAGAUGUUGCUCUUAGAUGUGAAGAUUGUUAUUAUAAUGAAUUAUGCAGAACAGAAUAAAUACAGCACAUAAUAAUAUUGUUAAAAGACAAAUCCAGUUCUGUUAAGUAUCAGUGCACCUGCAAGUCUUUUUUAGAUAACUGUAUUAUUUUAUUUUGCAUUGAAAUGUCAUGAAAUAAUAUCUAUUUGUCUGUGACCAUAAAAGUGAAUUUUGUAUUUUAUUAUGAAAUUUAACAGUAUGUAUCUUGUCGAGUGAUGAUGUUUACCACCAUUUGGCCAUGUAUUUCAUUUACAUUAAGAACUGAUAUGUCAAUUAAUAAGGAUCUCUGGAUUUCUGUAUUCAGUUCACCAUUUUUUUUUAUUGAGCCUCUUUCAGGUGUCUAGAAUGUUGUAAAUAUUCUUCAGUGUUUAUAUAAUUCUGAGUGUUGUAGAAGAUAAUAAUGUUACUUACAAUUUCCAAAUUUUAAUACAAAAUUAAUAAGGCUGUCGUGAUUAAUCAGUUCAUUUAAUUGGAUUUUUUUAAUAAUUGUUGCAUGUAGUUAUCAGUUAAGAUCCAUAUCUAUAUGCCAAGAAUGUUGACUUUAGAAUAUAAAAUUUAAUUUUUUUUAUAUAUUCGCUUAGUGGGGGGUGGAGUCCAACUGGAUCCAC
This is a messenger RNA of Cryptotermes secundus, 6220 nucleotides long. RefSeq lists its product as uncharacterized. Gene Ontology annotation, molecular function: protein binding; DNA binding. Gene Ontology annotation, biological process: regulation of transcription by RNA polymerase II. Gene Ontology annotation, cellular component: nucleus. The coding region runs from base 429 to 2405 and encodes 658 amino acids. NCBI's taxonomy places the organism in Eukaryota, Metazoa, Arthropoda, Insecta, Blattodea, Kalotermitidae. The record is from RefSeq and is a predicted model, not a curated record. The transcript has 8 exons.